AUGAGUGCAAAUUUGGUUGGGUUUCGUACACUUUCUACCUUUUAUAGUCUUUUUUUGUUCCAACUUCCAACUUCCAACUUCUUCUAUUUUCUCUCUUAAACCCCAAAUAAUUGCUUUCGUUUUAAAAUACGACGAAUCAAAAACAAAGCUUUGUUCCUUUCCCGGCUGAUUCCAACACCCAGAAAAAAUCACUAUCUUCCGACACGGAAACUAAGAAGAUGAAUGUGUUCAGAUUGGCUGGGGAUAUGACCCAUUUGUCCAGUAUUCUGGUUUUACUUCUCAAAAUCCAUACUAUCAAGUCUUGUGCUGGCAUUUCUUUGAAGACUCAAGAACUUUACGCCUUGGUGUUUAUUACCCGUUAUUUGGACAUUUUUGACCGAUUUACAUCAAUAUAUAAUUUUCUAAUGAAAUUAAUAUUCCUGGGGAGCUCUCUCUCCAUUGUUUGGUACAUGCGACGUCACAAAGCCGUGCAUAGAUCAUAUGAUAAGGACCAGGACACAUUUCGCUAUCAAUUUAUCGUGUUGCCUUGUCUGCUGUUGGCACUGGUUAUUAAUCAUAAACUUACAUUUAAAGAGGUAAUGUGGACGUUUUCCUUAUAUCUCGAAGCCGUUGCCAUUCUUCCUCAAUUGGUGUUGCUACAAAGGACAAGGAAUAUCGAUAAUUUAACAGGACAAUACGUUUUCCUUCUUGGUGCGUACCGUGCACUGUACUUGCUAAAUUGGGUCUAUCGCUACUUCACCGAACCUGGCUUUGUCCGCUGGAUAACUUGGAUAGCUGGUCUUGUGCAAACGUUGCUGUAUGCCGAUUUCUUUUACUAUUACAUCCUAAGCUGGAAGAACAACGUCAAACUUGAGUUACCAGCUUAACUUAAAAGGUUUAGCGUUAGAAUCGUGUUAAGCUUUGGCAGAAGGCGAAGAACUUGAAAAUCUCACUGCAUUUUUUAUUUUGUUUUUAUUAAUCUUUUCUGUUAGUUUUGAAUUAGUUCUAGUCUGGGGCUUUAUUUAAAUUAGGAAGACUUGAAUUGGAGAGAGCCUUAGAAAUAUAGUCUUUCAUUUUCAUCCUUUCGUAAGUUUACACUCUUCAAAAGAAAGUUCAAUUCCAAAAUUAUCAUACAUGCAGCUUUCUUCUACAAAAUGGGGGCUCUCGUAAUUGAAGACUGCAGAUGGAUGUAUUUUAUGUCAAAUUAUAAAAACAAUACUUCCGAAAUUUGUCUUUUUUGAAAA
Molecule: messenger RNA, 1223 nt
Organism: Cucumis sativus (cucumber)
Lineage: Eukaryota; Viridiplantae; Streptophyta; Magnoliopsida; Cucurbitales; Cucurbitaceae
Product: ER lumen protein-retaining receptor
Exons: 6
Coding region: 219-866 (215 amino acids)
Biological process (GO): endoplasmic reticulum to Golgi vesicle-mediated transport; protein retention in ER lumen
Cellular component (GO): cis-Golgi network; endoplasmic reticulum; membrane
Molecular function (GO): ER lumen protein retrieval receptor activity
Source: RefSeq, a predicted model, not a curated record